AUGAAGUACCAUCUGAUAUUCUCCCCCCUGACGACCCACGACACGCAAACAAUCCCAGAUCCACCGCUGCUGUCUACUCCCCCACCGAGCUGCCGGCCGGCCGGCCAGCCACCGCUGCUCGGAGACCCGAUGGCCAUGGACGCAUCACCUCGGCUCUACCGCCGGCUCAGGAAGGCAUCCGACAUCUCCAUCGCCACAACCGCUCCCUCCUCGUCCAAGCGUAUGCGUACGAAGGAGGAACACAGCAGCUGCUGCGAGGACAAGAUCAGCAGCUUACCUGAGGAGAUACUGAUCAUGAUCCUUGACAAGCUAGACGCGCGCACAACAAUAACCACCACUGUCCUUUCAAAGCGGUGGCUGGAUCUUCCUCGGCGAUCACACGCAUUUUAUGAUUUUUCCAUUUAUGAUAUUCUCCCUCCACGCUACCACAGGCUGAAGAAAAUAGCUAUGGAGACUAAGGCCAGCUAUGAGGUGGUGAAGAGGACUCAGAAUCUGACUGACAUCUGUGACAAGUACGAUCGGUAUAAUGCCAUCAAAGACAGGAGUGAGCAGUGGAUGUGGAAAGUCCGUCUGCUCACACCCAUCCUGCAACGUUAUGAGCGUCUGGCCAUGCGAUGCUAUGUUAAACGGGUGAAUGCAUUCCUUCUGCCUCCCGAUAAUGUUCAGCGACGGUCUUUCCAGAAGCUGAGGCUUCAAACCUUUUGGAGGCCCGGUCUUGAUGAAUGGUUUAAGGCAGCGGUUGGCAGAUGGGGGGUUGAAGAUUUAGAGAUUGUCGUCGAGAGCCCUUGCAAGCAAUUGGGAUUCUAUCGGUUAGAUAGAUGCCAGAAUGUGCGGCUGAAACGCCUUCUGCUAUCCAAUUACUGUCAUUAUUAUGCAACCCCCCCAUUGUUUUUUCAGAGGCUCACAACACUUACUCUGUGCAAGGGAAGUUCACGUCCCCACCUCGUAUACGAUAUUCUGAGAGAUUGCUUGCAGCUGGUGGAUUUGAGGCUGAGGGAUAGUCCGCAUAGCCGAGCUCCUUUACACGUCAAUUUUCCUAACUCAAGGUUGAAGAAUCUGCAAGUGGACAACUGCGAUAUUUUUAAAAUCUAUCUGACUUCAGUGCCUUGUCUUGAAACAUUUGCUUGUCGGGGUCAGCCAACCAAACUACGCUACGGUGAGGUGCCUCGGCUUAGGCAUGUGAGUUUGAACUUCUUGGAAACUGGAUGUGCAUAUACUGGUGAGCUUGAUUUGAUUCCUAGAAAAAACACCCAUUCACUAAGCAAAUUCUUUAAAGGGGUGCCGCCACCAGUAGAGGAGUUUUUUCUGCAAUUGAGAGGGCAUCAGAUGUGGCUUAAACCAACCGCCAUAAUCAGCCGGCUUACCAAUCUGAAGAAGUUAUUCAUUGCAAACGUGCCAGUGGACUGGGAUACAUUCUGGAUAUUCAUCCUAUUUGCUGCCGUACCUUACUUGCAGUCGCUGCAUGUUCAUUUUGACAAUAACUUGGAGAAGGUGAGUGCUGCUGGAUCACUAGACGUGCAGGUCGAGCAACCACAGCACCAUCACCUCAGAGAACUCGUGGUCAUCGGCUUCGAUGGAGUGGCGUGGCAGACCGGCUUUGUGAAGCGGAUCAUGAGGGCGUCGCGGAGGCUGGGGCGUGUCCAUUUGCUUGACGGGCACGUCGUGGAGGACAAGGAGCAGGAGCUCGUCGGACUGGAGAUUCUCCCGCACCGGCGGGAGUGGCAUGAGUGCGAGAGGUUGGAGGUGCUCGAAGAACUCACAGAUGGCACUGGUUUCCCAGUUCACAAGAUAGUUUUGGAGUGA
This is a messenger RNA of Triticum turgidum subsp. durum (durum wheat), 1803 nucleotides long. Lineage: Eukaryota; Viridiplantae; Streptophyta; Magnoliopsida; Poales; Poaceae. The record is from the annotation of a GenBank genome assembly.